GCUUGCCAGCUCCUGCAGCACCCGGCACUCUGCAGACAUGGCCCACGGAGAUGCUUCCCUCCACAACGCGCAGCACCUCACCUCUGCCCCGCGGGCCGCCCUGCUCCUCUGCCUGGGCUUUGCCUCCUUCCACUCGACUUGCUGGGCAGAAGUCAGCAGCAGCAGCAACAACUCAACCUUGACCACCCACCACCCAGGUCCAGGGACCCUGGAACAGUGCCCCAAUGUCGACUUCUGCCCCCAGGCGGCCCGGUGCUGCCAUGCUGGAGUGGAUGAGUACGGCUGGAUCACGGCUGCGGUGGGCUGGAGCCUCUGGUUUCUCACCCUCAUCCUGCUCUGCGUGGACAAACUGACGAAGCUGACUCCAGAGGAGCCCAAGGACUCGCAAGCAUGAGAUGAGAGUCCCAGCCCUGAGAACGGCCUUUGCCAUCACUGUGUGGGUCGCAGAGGGCGGGAGGAGGGCAGCCACCAUUAUUCUAAAGCCUUUCACCUUGAA
Marmota flaviventris (yellow-bellied marmot) is the source of this 496-nucleotide messenger RNA. It is a transcript of the gene Tmem213, whose product is annotated as transmembrane protein 213. Lineage: Eukaryota; Metazoa; Chordata; Mammalia; Rodentia; Sciuridae. The record is from RefSeq and is a predicted model, not a curated record.